Pseudozyma flocculosa PF-1 is the source of this 921-nucleotide messenger RNA. RefSeq lists its product as uncharacterized. Gene Ontology annotation, cellular component: retromer complex; endosome. Gene Ontology annotation, biological process: intracellular protein transport; retrograde transport, endosome to Golgi. Lineage: Eukaryota; Fungi; Basidiomycota; Ustilaginomycetes; Ustilaginales; Ustilaginaceae. The transcript is spliced from 4 exons. The record is from RefSeq and is a predicted model, not a curated record. Bases 1 to 921 code for a protein of 306 amino acids.
AUGCUGGUCCUCGUCAUUGGCGACCUGCACAUCCCCUUCCGGUCGCACGACCUGCCCUCCAAGUUCAAGAAGCUCCUCGUCCCUGGCAAGAUCCAGCAGAUCAUCUGCACGGGCAACGUCUGCAACACCGACUACCUGCACUACCUCCGCACCAUCGCCGGCGACGUCCACGUCGUAAAGGGCGACUAUGACGACAACCCGCACUUCCCCUCCAGCCUCGUGCUGCACCAUCCUCCGCUGAGGAUCGGCGUGCUGCACGGUCACCAGGUCGUGCCCGCCGGGGACACGCAAUCGCUCGCCGCCAUCGCGCGUGCCAUGGACGCCGACAUCCUCCUCACUGGCCACACGCACCGCUUCGAGGCGUUUGAGCUCGACGGGCGCUUCUUUGUCAACCCGGGCAGCGCGACGGGCGCAUGGCAUCCCAUCUGGCCCAUCUCGAGCAGCGCACCGGCAUCGGCAGCAGAGGCAGGAGCCAAGCAGGCCACCGAGGGCGAGGGCAGCAAGGCCGAUGCAUCCGCCGGCGCAGCGGCACCGGCGACGGCAGGGGCACCGGCAGCAGCGGGCGCGACAUCAUCCAGCGACGCCAAAAAGGGCGCUGCAGAUGCCGCGGACAAGAAGCCGGACGCCAAAGCUGCCAAGGCCAAGGGAGAUGCCAAGGCCGAAUCCGAGAAGGACAAGAAAGACGACGGGCCGGAGGACGAGGAGCCCAAGGAGGCGCCAGGGCCGACACCGAGCUUCGCAUUGCUCGAUAUCCAGGGAGCGGUGGUGGUCACGUACGUCUACCAGCUCAUCGAUGGCGAGGUCAAGGUCGAGAAGAUCGAGUACCGCAAGCAGGUCGAGAACAAGGCGCAGCGACCAGGCGCAUCGGCCGCACAAACGGCCGCCGCGGCAGGGGGCGGCUACGGCUUCGGCGGCCGAUGA